UGUCCCAGAAUGCAACGCGGAGCGGAAACGCAGGGGAACUCCAUGGAAACGGCAGAAUGGCUUGCUAGCUAGCCGCUAGCUGGUUAGCACCGCGCUAAGAAACGUCUUUGGUAAAAGUAAACAUUAUCUUCAUUGUUCGUCUGCAGAAAUGAGUCGCACACCUGAUGCGAGAGCCAGAGAUGAUCAGACUAAGAGGAUCCAGGAGAACAUCACUAAGGUGGAGAAACAUUUUGGAGAGAUAUGCCAACUUUUUGCUGCCUACGCUCGUAAAACAGCCAGACUACGAGACAAAGCAGACCUUCUGGUCCGUGAAAUCGGCCUGUAUGCCGAUACCGAGGCCCCAGACCUCAAGAGGGGAAUGAAGCAGUUUGCUGAUCACCUGGCCAAAGUUCAGGACUACCGCCAAGCUGAGGUGGAAAGACUUGAGGCCAAAGUCAUAGAGCCGUUAAAGAACUACGAAGCGGUGGUGAAGCAUAAAAGGGAGGAUCUGAAGACAACUCAAAGUGCCAGAGACAGAGAAGCCAAACAGAUGGCUCAGCUCGAGAGAACCAGACUGAAAAACCCUUCAGACCGACAGAUUAUCUCUCAGGCUGAAAGUGAGCUCCAGAGAGCCACCAUGGACGCCACACGGACCACCAAACAGCUGGAGGAGGCCAUAGACAAGUUUGAGCUGCAGAGGAUCCGAGACAUCAAGAAAGUCUUCAGUGAGUUUGUGACGGUGGAAAUGGCGUUCCACGCCAAAGCUUUGGAGAGCUACACCAUGGCCUUCCAAAGCAUCCAGAGUGUGGACGAGGAAGCAGGUUUAGAGGUGUUCAGGAGUUCCCUGCACCCACCUGACUACCACUCACAUUCAGACAUAAAGCGAGCUAAUUCCAAAACCUCCCUUGAUUGGACCGGGUCCCUCUUGAGUGCAUCAGGAACCUUCCAGCAACAAAGAGCUUGCAGUCGCCAGACGAGGGGAGAGGAGGGGGACGAGGACGACGAAGAGGAUGAAGACGAAGAGGAGGAGGACGACGACAGCGAGGGGGAGGACACGGACGACGAACAUUAAAGUAGACUAAAAAAAAAGAUUGCAAAAGUUGUUUUUUUUACAAAAAACUCUUAAAAGUAGAAGCUGAGUCAUUGCCAAAACCUCUCACUCCAUUUGUAUUCUAAUAAAAAAAACAACCAGCAGAACCUGAUUGUUAUUUAAGGAGUUUGAAUCCGUCCGAGUGACGGGCGCCACGUUAAAAGUGACUCAUCUCUGUCAGACAGACAAAAAUGAUGAAGCCGGGAAAUCUCCAGUCACUUUAUUAGGUACUUCUACUGGGCUGGACCUCAUUUUGCCAUAAAAGAGCCAACAAAGUGUUGGAAACCUUCAUCGGAGAUUCUGGUCCAUACUGACAUGAACCUCCUGUUCCACCGUAUCCCAAGUGUUCUGGACUGGACAGAGAUCUGGUCAUGGACAUAACGACACUCUCAUAAAGCAUUUUUGAUCCGG
Messenger RNA from Nothobranchius furzeri (turquoise killifish), 1480 nucleotides. It is a transcript of the gene cibar1, whose product is annotated as CBY1 interacting BAR domain containing 1. Gene Ontology annotation, biological process: cilium assembly. The record is from RefSeq and is a predicted model, not a curated record. NCBI's taxonomy places the organism in Eukaryota, Metazoa, Chordata, Actinopteri, Cyprinodontiformes, Nothobranchiidae. Gene Ontology annotation, cellular component: ciliary transition zone; ciliary basal body.